CCUUUCAGUCACUCGUCAUCACGGUCCGCUCCUGGGCAAUCAGACUGACAUGUUUAAUUCCCAAGAAAUGGGAGGGCAGCAAGCAGAAAUCCUCUGCGUUGACCUUCGCGUCAAGGAAAACAGCAAGGCUCACAGUACGCAGGAGAUCAGCAGCACCAAACGUCUCGUAGUGCGCCGUGGCCAGAACUUCCAGCUCACCCUCCACACCAGUCGGCAGUUCAAACCUGAUGCGGAUGAGCUGCUCUUCACUGUGGAGACAGGGGCAUGGCCAUCGGAGGCAAAGGGCACUCGGUGUGUGUUUGGAUUGGGGGAGACCAAUGCAAAAUCUGGCUGGACAGCCCAGGUGCAGGACAGUGACUACUCCUCCGUCACUUUGGCUAUCAGCAGUCCAGCCAAUGCCUGUGUGGGCCUGCACACUCUGACUGUGAAGGUCGGCUCACAGAAUGCAAUCUCCAAACCAGUCGCCAACCUGACGGUUCUCUUCAACCCCUGGUGUACAGAUGACUCGGUGUACCUCCAGGAUGAGGAUGAGAGGCAGGAGUAUGUGAUGAAUGAGAACGGCCUCAUCUACAGAGGCUCCAGUGACCACAUGGGGCCCAUGGAUUGGAACUUUGGACAGUUUGAGGAAGACAUGGUUGACAUCUGUCUGAAGCUGCUAGAUGUGAACCCCAAGUGCCUGUGCGACUCUGCUGAAGACUUCUCUGAACGCUGCAAUCCCAUCUAUGUAGGGAGGGUCAUCAGUGCCAUGAUCAACGCUAAUGACGACCGCGGUGUGCUAGCUGGCCGCUGGAGUGCUCCGUAUUCAGGGGGUGUGGCCCCCACCCAGUGGAGCGGCAGCGUGGACAUCCUCCGGCAGUGGUACAAGAAGCGCUGCGCACCCGUCAACUACGGCCAGUGCUGGGUGUUCGCCGGGGUGAUGUGCACUGUUAUGAGGUGUUUGGGAAUCCCCUGCCGUGUGGUCACCAACUUCAAUUCGGCCCACGACACGGACAAGAGCCUGACUAUUGACUCGUACUACGAUGAAAACGGCGAACGCGCUAAGGCCAGCCAGGACAGCGUCUGGAACUUCCAUGUAUGGGUUGAGGCAUGGAUGAAGCGUCCAGACCUCUCCAGGGAUUCAACAUAUGACGGCUGGCAGGUGCUGGACCCCACCCCUCAGGAGGAGAGCAAAGGAGUGUACUGCUGCGGUCCAUGCCCCGUUAAAGCCAUCUUGGAGGGCCACACGGACAUGAAGUACGACGCGCCGUUCGUCUUCGCGGAGGUGAACGCGGACCAGGUGUCCUGGAUGGUGGGGAGGGACGGCUCCAAGCGCAAACUCCACACCGACACCAGGACUGUGGGCAAGAACAUCAGCACCAAAGCUGUGGGCAAGAACAGACGCCAGGACCUCACGGACAACUACAAAUACCUGGUAGGCUCUAAGCGAGAGCGUGACGUGUUUGAGGAGGCAGUGAGGAGAGGAGAUAUGGAGAGGCCCACUCUGCCUCCAGUGGAGGAACCGGAGGAACCGGAGAACUUCCAAAGGCUCACCGUGAAACUGACCGAGGAGAAGCAGUCGACCGUCGGGCAGGACGUGGAGCUGACCCUGGUCAUCCACAGCGAGCACCAGACCUCCCAGGAGCUGAGCGUCAAGCUCAACGCCCAGGCCAUGAGGUACACGGGCGUGCCCGUCAGCCUGGUGUGGAGGCAGGAGAGGGACGUCCAGCUGCAGCCUAAACAAGACUUGGAGAUUUCUAUCCAGAUCCCGUAUUCUGCAUAUGGAUCCAAAAUGUUGGGCAAUGAGAGUAUGAAGGUGUCUGCCUUGGUGUUUAGUGAGCAGAACCCCAGGGAGAGCUACCUAGCUGAGAAGAACAUCGUACUGGAGGACCCCACACUCACCAUCAAGGCGCCAAGCACGUGCCACCAGUACAUGGAGAUGAGUGUGGACUUGAUGUUCCACAACGACCUGGACUGCCCUCUCAGGCACGGCCUCCUUAGGAUCUCGGGCAGUGGGCUAGUGAGAAACACCAUGCUGAUCAGUGUCCCCCACCUGCCGGCCAAUCACCGGGUGCGUCUGCAGAUCCCCAUCUCCCCGUACAGAGUAGGCAAGCACAAACUGGUGGCCAACUUCGACUGCAGCGCCCUCAGAGACAUCAAGGCCUGCUGUGACAUAGAGGUCCUUCCUGAUCCGGUCUUGAAUGGAAACAAUGGAAUAGACGACUUCAUCUGUAUAUAUCCUCUGUGAAAUAACUCAAUAAACUAAUUGAAACAUUAGCUGGCAGGUAUUGAAUGGAAAUUACUUCCACUGAGCUCAGCAUACCUGAUCCUCUUGCCUGAUUAUCAUCUACUUUCCGAUCUCUGUUUGAGGCUUGGUCUGACAACGUGCAUAACUAUGAAUGUUUCCUAGAUUUUUGUUAUCAGUGCUAUGUAAUCAGUUGAUGUUAAUGCUUAUUGUCAAUAUAGUGUAUUUAUUAUAGUGUAAAGCUGUUGCCAUCAUUACUAUUUUCUUAUGGCUAUAACUGCAAUGAUGUAUGAGCAGUUAUGUACACACUGAAUGUAACUGUCAGCCUUCAUGUUGUAUUGAAGAUGAACCUACCAGUAAAAGUUCUUAAGACAA
Molecule: messenger RNA, 2596 nt
Organism: Engraulis encrasicolus (European anchovy)
Lineage: Eukaryota; Metazoa; Chordata; Actinopteri; Clupeiformes; Engraulidae
Product: protein-glutamine gamma-glutamyltransferase E-like
Exons: 13
Coding region: 50-2224 (724 amino acids)
Biological process (GO): peptide cross-linking
Molecular function (GO): protein-glutamine gamma-glutamyltransferase activity
Source: RefSeq, a predicted model, not a curated record